This is a messenger RNA of Pseudozyma flocculosa PF-1, 1029 nucleotides long. RefSeq lists its product as uncharacterized. The record is from RefSeq and is a predicted model, not a curated record. Gene Ontology annotation, cellular component: peroxisomal membrane. The transcript has 7 exons. Bases 1 to 1029 code for a protein of 342 amino acids. Gene Ontology annotation, molecular function: NAD transmembrane transporter activity; coenzyme A transmembrane transporter activity; AMP transmembrane transporter activity. Lineage: Eukaryota; Fungi; Basidiomycota; Ustilaginomycetes; Ustilaginales; Ustilaginaceae.
AUGUCCGACGACUCCUUCAUCCACGCCUGCGCCGGCGGUGCCGGUGGCAUGAUCGCCAUGACGGCCACCUAUCCUCUUGUCGGAAUCUCGACCCGCGCUGCUGUCGAAUCCAGCAAGCACCCCGAAGAGUCCAUCGUCGCCAGCGCCGCCAAGAUCAUCAAGGCCGAGGGCGUGACUGGCCUCUAUGCCGGCCUCAACUCGAGCUUGAUCGGCAUCGGCAUCACCAACUUCGUCUACUACUUCUUCUACGAGAAGAGCCGCGACGUCAUCCUCAAGUCCAAGGCGAAGCUGGCGGCCGCCAACGCCUCGUCCGUCACUGCGACCAUUGCGCAGGGCGGCGCCCUGACCACUUGGGAGAGCAUCCUUACGGGCCUCAUUGCUGGCACGGCGACUGCGUUCAUCAGCAAUCCGAUCUGGGUCGUCAACACGCGUCAAACGGUGCGCGUCACUACCAAGGGCUCCGAAAAGGAUGUCCCCGCCCCGAGUGUUGCCGGUGCUCCCGGCAAGCCUGGCGCUAAGGUGCCCGUUAAGCGUCUCGGCUUCAUCCAGACUCUGUCCAAGAUCGUCAACGACGACGGUCUUCUGGCCCUCUGGAGGGGCAUCGGCCCGGCGCUCGUGCUGGUGAUCAACCCGAUCCUUCAGUACACGGCGUUUGAGCAACUCAAGAACUGGGUGGUCAAGUCUCGUCUGGCCCGCGCGGGCAACAAGGGGAGCGUCGCGCUGUCCGACUGGGACUUUUUCUGGCUGGGCGCGCUGAGCAAGCUGAUCGCCACGAGCAUCACCUACCCGCAGAUUGUGCUUAAGAGCCGCCAGCAGAGCAGCAGCGGCAACGCCGGCAAGAGCGCCAAUGUCUGGCAGGCGAUGAUGGACAUUGUCAAGAACGAGGGCCCUGCUGGCCUUUACCGAGGCAUCAGCAGCAAGCUGCUGCAGAGCGUCCUGACCGCCGCCAUCCUCUUUGCGAGCAAGGAGCGAGUGUUUGCAGCAACCAAGGCGGCUCUGGCACCCGUCGCUCCGGCUCACAAGGCCUAG